Messenger RNA from Anopheles darlingi, 1658 nucleotides. Its product is annotated as 5-methylcytosine rRNA methyltransferase NSUN4. Gene Ontology annotation, molecular function: methyltransferase activity. The coding region runs from base 29 to 1552 and encodes 507 amino acids. Gene Ontology annotation, cellular component: mitochondrial large ribosomal subunit. The record is from RefSeq and is a predicted model, not a curated record. NCBI's taxonomy places the organism in Eukaryota, Metazoa, Arthropoda, Insecta, Diptera, Culicidae. The transcript is spliced from 3 exons. Gene Ontology annotation, biological process: rRNA methylation.
UUGUUUUUUUUUUGCCGGGAAUCACAACAUGCUUCUGCCGACAAAAAGGAUUUCUCUGAUAAUACGCCGGUUUCGACAUAGUAAAUCGCACUGGUCCGAGGUGCAGAAGAAACAGUUUCCCAAAGAUCGUGCGCUCGCCAAUUUCGACGAUUUCUACGGAUCCGUGUUCGGGGCGCGAUGGAAAAGUGUCCGCAUAGCUCUCCAGAGCGAACACAAGUACCUGGCACUGGUCAACCAGUUCGGUGAUACGGAACAAACGGUAGACCAACUGCAGGCGGAUGGUGCGAUCAGUUUAAGGGAAAUCUACAAGGCUCGCAAAAAUGCACUUGCCACCGAUAAUCCGGAUCUGUUUACCGGGGGCAAAGUAUUUCAGAUGGCCGAUCGUGUAGAAGCGUUCCGUGCCAAUCGUCAGGUGGCCGAAGCAGAAAAUAUCUACCGUGCGGAUCCGGCUGCCACUCCAGCUGGGCUGAAAACUGCUGGAAACGAUGAUGCCGAAGUAACAUCCGCACCGCAAACCGACGUCUCCGAUGCAAACGAAACGGUUGAUUUUAAAAAAUCCCUCGAUAAGACACUCCGAGAUGACACGGAAAUCGAUCAUCAACGGAUAGCGAGUGCAAGCGUUGGAACGGCAGCAAUGCAGGAGUUCGUCCCGGCGACGAAGCUGAAAGGAAUGGAGGAUUUCGUAUUCGAAUCGGAUCACUACAAGUACUACAGCAAUACGACAGAUUUCCCGCUAAAGAUCGAAAUGGAAGACCAGUUUACCAUUCCCGAAACGCUGCACCUCUACACAUACGAACGGGGCAAUGUGUCCACGUUCCGUAGCCCGCGCAAAUGUACCACGGGCGUACUGUCCCACUUUCUGUUCGACGGUGCUUCCUGCUUACCACCACUAGCGCUCGAUGUGCAGCCUGGUGAACGCGUCCUGGAUGCGUGCUCGGCACCGGGUGGAAAAUCUUUGCUCCUACUACAAACCCUCCUUCCCGGUACAAUGGUAAUGAACGAUCUACAGGAAAGCCGCUGUAAUCGAAUACGCCGCCUGUUGCGCCAGUAUUUGUACGAUUUCGAUGAUAAAUGGAAACAGAAACGAUGCUUCAUCACACAAAGCGAUGCGCGCAAUCUGCGAGAGUACAGAAUGUACGAUCGAGUGCUGGUGGACGUACCCUGUACUAACGAUCGACACUCGGUGAUGGAGAAUGAUAAUAACAUUUUCAAACCUUCGCGCGUAAAGGAGCGACUACGGCUCCCGGAGCUACAGGCAGCCAUUUUAGCCAAUUGUCUGCAGCUGCUACGACCCGGUGGUACGCUCGUUUACUCUACUUGUAGCCUCAGUCCGGUGCAGAACGAUGGAGUCGUGCAUAUGGCGUUAAGCAAUGUUUUCAGAGAUGUUGGGCUGACGGUGACGAUCAAGGAUCUAAGUCUUAUGAUGAAACCCCUGGCCGAUGUGUUCCAGUUCGCCAAUCCGGGCACGCUUAAGUAUGGCCAGCUCGUGCUUCCUUUCCUGCCGGCCAAUUUCGGACCGAUGUACAUCUGUAAGAUGGUUCGCACAGACUAGGGCAUUUAAAGUAAACCGGUGAACCAUUUAUUGGUUAUGCUCCAAAUACAACCGAUCAGCGAUAGUGGCAAUAGUCGAUGCCGAGGAAUUACGUUUUGAGUUUCUU